Mycena citricolor is the source of this 208-nucleotide messenger RNA. NCBI's taxonomy places the organism in Eukaryota, Fungi, Basidiomycota, Agaricomycetes, Agaricales, Mycenaceae. The record is from the annotation of a GenBank genome assembly.
CUUGCGUGGUCACUUCCGCUUCCGCCGGACAUUCGAUUCAGUGGAUUCGGCUGUUGACUGGUUUCGCGAGACGCUGCAUACCUACGAUUACUGGCUAGUCUGGUGCCUCACGGUACUGGGUGAAUCGCUACGAAGAGGGCAGGAAAGCAGUUGGGACUUUGGAGCCGCAUUUGGGAUGACCCGGGCCGAAUUCACACGGAGCGUCCGU